This is a messenger RNA of Amaranthus tricolor (Joseph's coat), 1166 nucleotides long. RefSeq lists its product as uncharacterized. The record is from RefSeq and is a predicted model, not a curated record. Lineage: Eukaryota; Viridiplantae; Streptophyta; Magnoliopsida; Caryophyllales; Amaranthaceae. Bases 217 to 819 code for a protein of 200 amino acids. The transcript has 2 exons.
UUAUUAAAAGUUUGUUGAAAUUCUUAAAAUACCCCACCAAUCUCCAAAAUAAGGACUAAUACCAUUAUCUACUAAAAAAGGAAAGAAAAUAUCCCAUCAUGACAUGAAAUCUCAUUUGUUUUAUUCGCAGCGUUGCAAGUGCAAAAGAACACGACACGACACGACAACAUCCUUCUAUAACCGAUUGGUCUUUAUUUGUUCUUCUCCUUCCUUUCCAUGGUAGUAUUUCAAUCCCUACUAAUAAUGGAAAGCUCAGCAAUCCCCUGCAAAAAGAUUGAUCAAAUUCAGGAAGCUAUCCAUCAACUUAUUGAAUCUAAACAACCCUCAGCCACCCUAACCUCCAUCAAUGGCGUUGAUGAUGAACAUCAACAACUUAUCAAAUUGAUUUCUCAGUUAGAAUCCCUGAAAGAAGAUGAACUCGUGAUCCAAUCAGAAUCCAUGGUUGAACUGAAAUCGGUGCCUGCUGAUGAAGUAGAAACAAAGAUCGAUAACGAAACCGAGACUUUGAAAGAAGACAUAGAAAUCAGAGCAGAAGAUGUCAAUAAACGACUGAAGAAAAUCGAGAAACAAAACAAAACUACUCAUUGGUUGCUUUCGGCUCUAAUUGUUCUUACGAUAGCUUGGCAAGCCUCAGAGGUCUCCCUUUUACUAAAGCUGAAAGAAGGCUUUUCUCAUCCAUUAAAAUCGUUCACGAACAUGGUGGUCGGAAUGAUCAAACGUCCGAAACCAAUCAAGGAAGAAAGCGACACAAAAUCUUUGUUAACAAAGGUAAAUGAUAGCAUGGACAUAUCAGGGUUAAUAAAUGGUGAUGAAGCAUGAUGGUGUUGAUUUAGCUCUGUUCACUGUCAAACAUUGGUUUUUCUGUACAAGUUUUAUUGUACAUUGAUCAGGAAACUUGUAUGCCAAUUGCGUUUUUUGAUGAUUUAUGAGUAUCUUUUGCAAGCACCGAAAGAAAUGCAGAUAAAUACUUUUUUGAAAUACAAGAUUGGAUGAUUUGCAAUUUUUGAAAUCAGUCUAAUUCAAGUCACGUACUUUGAUUAUUAUGGCCAUAUUAUUGGAAUUGUUAUAAAAUCAUAAUUCAAUGCUUAAAAAUUUCAACACAUUUGUUUAAGUCAUUAAGGAUUAGGGGCCAAAAGUUACUUUAAACGCACUAUAAUAAGGGUAAU